Messenger RNA from Myxozyma melibiosi, 1415 nucleotides. Its product is annotated as Cupredoxin. The transcript has 2 exons. The coding region runs from base 500 to 1294 and encodes 264 amino acids. NCBI's taxonomy places the organism in Eukaryota, Fungi, Ascomycota, Lipomycetes, Lipomycetales, Lipomycetaceae. The record is from RefSeq and is a predicted model, not a curated record.
CUUGAGAACUGAGAAGCUAAGUAGCGUGCGGCGCACACGUGGUCUGAAGCGCUGGCGAAGAGCAGCCCGCGGACACAAACCGAAACCCGACGGAUAUCAAGGGUGCCAAACUAGUAAUAUGGCGCGGUACGUUGACCAUGCGACCAGUUUAAAGAUGUGAAAAGAGUCGUCGAUUCGAGAGACUUGCAGUAUGAUUGCGGAGGGAGGAUCUUGCCUAGUAUUCAGAAUUACGAUUUGAAGGCCCUGAGAAGACAGGCGCUGGGCAUACCAAUCCACGAAACAUCAUUCGUCGGCGCAAGUCUUGGAACAGCUGAAAUACCACGUCUUGGAAGACUUCCGGUAGCCUAAAGGUUAAUACCAAGUUGUCUAAAAAGCUUGUGCCUUCGGGUCUGGAGCAAUCUUCGAAACUCAUGGCUUUACUAUAUAUUCUCCCAUGUCCUCCAGCAACGUCUUCUCUGGCAUCUCUCUCUUUGCCUGACCUCUCCAGUACUCCUGCAACAUGAAGUCCACCACUGCUACUGCUAUUGUCAUUGCUGCCGCCGCUUCUUCGGCUGCGGCCUACACUGUUCACAACGUCACGGUCGGAGACGCAGGAUUCACCUACGACCCCGACUCCAUCACCGCUGAUGUCGGAGACUAUGUCCGGUUCACAAUCGAGAGUGGAACUCAUGGCAUUGCCCAGUCUACUUACGACGCACCCUGCUCUCCUUACAGCGACAACUCAGAUGAUGGAUCUGAUGGUAUUUACUCGGGACUUAUCACCUACUCUACGAUUUAUGAUGUACCCGAGUAUAUCAUCAAAAUCAAUAACACAGAUCCUAUCUGGUUUUACUGCCCAGAGGCAUACCAUUGCCAGAGCGGUAUGACUGGUGUCAUCAACAUCGGUACAAACCAGAGUCUUGAUACCUACACUUCCCUCGCUGAGACCCAGAGCUCAAACACUCAGCCGAGCGUAGAGGUCGGAAACACUACUCUGCCUGAUUCUUCAAGCUCCUCGUCGGGAUCUUCCUCUGCGGUUUCCUCGAUUACCUCCGCAUCGGCCUCAUCCUCCUCCCCAGUUUCGUCCUCCAAGAUCUCCUCAUCGACCACUUUGAGCACUUCAACUGCUGCCUCUUCCUCUAGCGCUUCUGCCUCUUCUGCUAGCUCUUCCGCCUCUUCUGCUAGCGCUUCCUCGACUUCAGCCUCCUCGACUGCCGCUUCGUCGUCGGCUACCGCUGGUGCCUACACUACUGCUGUCAGUGGAGGCAUGCUCACCGCUGCUGUUGCUGCUGCCGUCUACUUCCUCGGAUUUUAAGCUAGUAUAGAGACGUGAUAUAUAUUGUAUUGUACCAUGGCUGGUAAUCGCCGCGUAACAGACUCGGCAUAAUAUCAAAUACGGCACAAGUGAAAUUAAUAGAUCUCAUUGGCUCAUUGGC